Molecule: messenger RNA, 907 nt
Organism: Megalops cyprinoides (Indo-Pacific tarpon)
Lineage: Eukaryota; Metazoa; Chordata; Actinopteri; Elopiformes; Megalopidae
Product: barrier-to-autointegration factor-like
Exons: 3
Coding region: 128-400 (90 amino acids)
Molecular function (GO): DNA binding
Source: RefSeq, a predicted model, not a curated record
UUAGUUUUCUGCGGAGACGGCAGUGGGACGUAGCUACUGCUUUGGUGUAACAAUUCACAUUUCAUCCGAAAACAAGGGGCUCCAAGAGGCACAGCAAAGUAGCAGGUCUGACACGCACAAAGCCGCCAUGUCCUCGACAUCCCAAAAACACAAGGAGUUUGUUGCAGAGCCCAUGGGGGAGAAGCCAGUCAUGGCACUGGCCGGAAUCGGGGAGGUGCUGGGUAAGAGACUAGAAGAGAAGGGCUUUGACAAGGCAUAUGUGGUUCUGGGACAGUUCCUCGUACUGAAGAAGGAUGAGGAGCUCUUUCGGGACUGGCUGAAGGACACAUGCGGUGCGAACGUGAAGCAGCAGGGUGACUGCUACGGCUGCCUGCGUGAAUGGUGCGACUCCUUCCUGUAGUGCUGCUGUCCGAACACCAUCAACACCGUGUCUGUUUGGAAUCACUCAAGUGUCCUCAUUGCCUCCCUCUCCUGUACUCACACGUCAAGGUACUACUUAUUAACGCCCCAUCCGCCAUCAUACGCUCACACAGUGCGCUGUGUGUGUGUCAGAACUUUGACUCGCCUGCUAAUCUGUCAACACAGACUGCUGAGUGCAGAUGGCAGUUACUGUUUCAUAGCCCACUGAAAAACAAAAGGUGUAAGAUUACCAGUUCAGUACUUUGGGAUUAGUGGGUAGGUACCCGUUUCGAUUUAAUUCCAUCCUGUGUGCUGUUUGGGUAGAGGGAGGAAAACAUUUCCACUACUGUUUGCAUUUUGUACCACUCAAUUUAGAGAAAUCAAAUCUUUUAACAGGGGUGGUUUAUGAAGAAAGAUAUUUUCAUAUACGAUGACUACAAACACCUCCCCCCUCUCAUGAAUGGGUUGACUCAGUUUUUGAUGUUGUCUCUUACAGAUAGUAUUUAAG